Lutra lutra (Eurasian river otter) is the source of this 1748-nucleotide messenger RNA. It is a transcript of the gene CD8A, whose product is annotated as CD8 subunit alpha. Lineage: Eukaryota; Metazoa; Chordata; Mammalia; Carnivora; Mustelidae. The record is from RefSeq and is a predicted model, not a curated record. The coding region runs from base 429 to 1148 and encodes 239 amino acids. The transcript has 6 exons.
UGCUAGAGCCAUUAUGAGUGACAACAAAGGAAGUGGACACUCUGCUUUCCUGCUUACUCUCACCUUCUUCACCUCUUGUAAACUCUCCUUACCCUCUAUCUCUGCAGCCCCUACAGGAGAGCCUAUUCCAAAGGUCAUUUGCGAGCCUCUGUCUUUGUCCUCAAGCCCGCAGUUUUAACCGUCCCCAGCUGCCCUGCAAGCCCGCAUCGAUGGCCCAGGCCCAGAUCAUGGACCCCAGCCUGCUCGCUGGGCUGGAAGGUGGUAACCGUGAAAAAGAGGGCGACUCUCCCCUGCGGGGCUUCGGAUGACAUCACAUCCUCCCAACUCGAAAUCUGGCUCCUCCGCUGGCCGAAGGGCGCGACAUCCCCCGUCCGCGUCCCACCCGCUCCAGCGCUCGUCGGCACACGUCGCGCAGCGCAGAGCGCGCCAUGGCCUCCUGGGUGACCUCCCUGCUCCUGCCGCUGGCCCUGCUGCUCCAUGCCGCCGCGGCCGUCGGGCAGAGCGGGUUCCGCAUGUCGCCGGCGAAGGUGGUCGGACAGCCGGGAGGGAAGGUGGAGCUGCAGUGCGAGGUGCUGCUGUCCCCUGCGGCGCCGGGCUGUUCCUGGCUCCUCCAGAAGAACGAACCUGCCGCCCGCCCCGUCUUCCUCCUGUACAUCUCCAAUAUCCGGAGCAAGGCGGCCGACGGACUGGACCCCAAAGAGAUUUCGGGCAAGAAGAUCAGGGCGACCGUCUACAGCCUCACCCUGCACCACUUCCGCAAGGAGGACGAAGGCUACUAUUUCUGCUCUGUCCUGAGCAACUCCGUGCUGUACUUCAGCCCCUUCGUGCCGGUCUUCCUGCCAGUCAAGCCUACCCCUACGCCCGCGCCGCGACCACCCACGAGGGCGCCCACCAACACGUCGCAGCAGGGGUCUCAGCGCCCCGGCAUCUGCCGGCCGGCGGCUGGCAAGCCAGUGGAAAAAAGUGUGCUUGCCUUUGCCUGUGAAAUCUACAUCUGGGCACCGCUGGCUGGAACCUGCGCGGUCCUUCUACUGUCACUGGUCAUCACCGUCAUCUGCAACCAUAGGAACAGAAGACGGGUUUGCAAAUGUCCCAGGCCAAUGCCCAGACCAGGAGGCAAGCCCAGCCCUUCAGAGAAAUACGUCUAACAUGGAGAUGGGCCCUGUGCGACAGCCACUACAAGACCGAACAGAAUUCUCUCUAUGAGAACAGCAACAGUCCUUCCUUCCUUAUAUAUCCAUUCUCAUUAUUAUUUUUGUGGGGGUGGGGUGGGAAGGGUGACUUCUUCAUGUGUUUUCCUUAGUUGACACAAAACAAGACUGUACGUCUACAGUACACCACAAGGGCUCUGAUACCAUUGUGUGCUCGCACUGGGGUGAAGGGUGGGCAGGCCAGAGCUACCACAAGCCGUGUUCUCAGAAUCUGGUGGUUUGAGCUGGGUGUGUGUGGGGGGGGAUUUGCUUAGCAAGAUGCGGUCCAAACCUCUUUCAUUGACAUUCAGGGAUGGGGAGCAGCUUGAGCAGAGUCACAGCAAGUCUCAGGGCUCGUUCUCCAGCCAUUCAGGUCUUUCUUCUGGAGAUUUCUGUAUCAGUGUGGGGGUGCUGUGUCUCAAACCCUAGGAGCACAGGUGAUUUCUUGAGCAGCAGCCCUAGGCCCACAACUGCACCCACAGCCCUAAGGGGGUUCUAGGAGAACUUUUGCCUUUCACAGAGUUCUCUAAGGUGGUUGAAUCCUAUCAGACUUUUUUU